Seminavis robusta is the source of this 699-nucleotide messenger RNA. Lineage: Eukaryota; Bacillariophyta; Bacillariophyceae; Naviculales; Naviculaceae. The record is from the annotation of a GenBank genome assembly.
AUGGUACCAGCAGCUGGCAAUCUUCCUAAGCCUCUUAUUCAUUUGCAGUUAGGAAACCACACAAAACGGUUGCAGGUGUUAUUACAAGUGGGUGCCGUGUCUGACAAACAACUGAAUACUACCGGUAGUAGUCUGUUGUUCUACAACUACUCUCUGCCAACAGACCCUCAGCCUUCCAUUCACUUGAUGCAUAUUGGAAAAACGGGCGGGACAACACUCCGCGACAACGUCAUCAAGUGGAACAAUUGUUCCUUCGGGGGUCCCAAGAAAAAACAGCGCUGCCUGGAAAUUUUCAAUGGAGUGGAAGAAUCUACCAUUUCCAGGUAUAUCAAGGGGAUCACUCACUACCAAAGAACCUUUGGCAAACAUCUCUCUUCCGAGGAUGUACUGCUCUUUGUUGUCCGAGCUCCCAUUGAUCGGUUCAUCAGCUGGUGGGGGCAAAAUGUUCCUAUGUGUGUGGAGCAUCGAAACAAGUGCAGAAAACGAAGCAAACUCUUUUAUCAGCACGUCCAAAAAUUCUAUUUCAAAUGUUUUCCCUCGCUCCAAUCCUUCACCCAAGCAUUGAACCCCAGCUACAACCCUGUCAAGGCACAAAGUGUUUCUGAUUCACUUCCUGACUACUCGGACUGCAACCAACUACUACAGGAGGCAUUCAAAACUGUGGGAAUGACUGAUUCUUAUGGACACUUGACGGCUUGA